AUGGGGAACUUCUUUAAUGGAUCUAUAUCUUUGUCCUUGAGUUCCUUAAGAGGUCUCCUAGACCUUGAUCUUUCCCGUAACAAUUUGACCGGACAAAUUCCUUCAUUCUUUGAUCAAUUUUCCAUGAAGAAUCUUAAUUUAUCCUUCAAUGAUUUCGAGGGUGAGGUACCAAUGGGAGGAGUUUUCGCAAACGCUAGCCUUAUCUCAGUUGUUGGGAAUUAUAGGCUUUGUCGGGGUAUACCUGCUCUUCAACUUACCCAAAUGCAGUGUCAAAGAAUCAAAGACAUGGAAAAGACGAGAAAUGCUCAACCUUCCAGAUCACUGUUGAAAGAAUCUUUAGUGCAAGUGUCUUAUGAUAGACUCCUCAAAGCAACCGAUCGGUUUUCUUCAGAAAAUUUGGUUGGUGUGGGAAGUUAUGGAUCUGUCUAUAAAGGAAUUCUUAACCAAGAUGAUGCAAUUGUUGCAAUCGAAGUAUUAAACCUUCAACAUCGAGGAGCUUCCAAGAGUUUCAGCGCCGAGUGUGAAGCAAUGAGAAAUAUUCGACAUCGAAAUUUCAUCACAAAUUAUGAUCUAAAACCAAGCAUCAUCCUAAUUGACGGUGACAUGGUUGCUCAUGUCGGAGAUUUUGGGCUGGCAAGGUUUCUUCAAGAAUCCGAAAUUCAAAACCAAAGCAGUACAGUUGGAGUAAGGGGAACUGUUGGCUGUACUGCUGCAGAGUAUGGCUUGGGAUGCGAGGUGUCAACAAAAGGGGAUGUAUAUAGUUAUGGAAUCUUGGUGUUGGAGAUGAUGACUGGAAAGAAACCUGUUGACAGUGUGUUCAAGGAAGGCCUUGACCUUCAUACCUUUGCUAGGAUGGCUUUGCCAGACCAUGUUAUGGAGAUAGUAGACCCAACGCUUUUAGAGGAGUGUUUGAUUUCCAUGAUCAGAAUUGGAGUUGCCUGCUCCAUGGAAUCACCACAUAAUCAAAUGGACAUAACUUAUGUCAUUCAUGAGCUGAAUUCAGUCAAGAACAUUCUUCAAGGCAUUCGAAGAGGUCCAAAGGCAUAA
Messenger RNA from Cornus florida, 1047 nucleotides. RefSeq names its product probable LRR receptor-like serine/threonine-protein kinase At3g47570. Gene Ontology annotation, biological process: protein phosphorylation. The coding region runs from base 1 to 1047 and encodes 348 amino acids. Gene Ontology annotation, molecular function: protein kinase activity; ATP binding. The record is from RefSeq and is a predicted model, not a curated record. NCBI's taxonomy places the organism in Eukaryota, Viridiplantae, Streptophyta, Magnoliopsida, Cornales, Cornaceae. The transcript is spliced from 3 exons.